This is a messenger RNA of Macrosteles quadrilineatus (aster leafhopper), 1533 nucleotides long. It is a transcript of the gene RIOK2, whose product is annotated as serine/threonine-protein kinase RIO2. Bases 69 to 1490 code for a protein of 473 amino acids. Lineage: Eukaryota; Metazoa; Arthropoda; Insecta; Hemiptera; Cicadellidae. Gene Ontology annotation, molecular function: protein serine/threonine kinase activity; ATP binding. Gene Ontology annotation, cellular component: cytosol; preribosome, small subunit precursor; nucleus. Gene Ontology annotation, biological process: protein phosphorylation; maturation of SSU-rRNA. The transcript is spliced from 7 exons. The record is from RefSeq and is a predicted model, not a curated record.
CACGUUGUUUUGUAGUCAGUUAGUUAACCUCAACCAUUGACUUUUGUUUUUUGACUUAGUUUUUGAAAAUGGGGAAACUUAAUGUGUCUAUGUUACGAUAUCUUACCAAAGAAGAUUUUAGGGUUCUUACAGCCAUUGAAAUGGGAAUGAAAAAUCAUGAACUAGUUCCUGGAUCCCUUGUUGCUUCUAUAGCAAAUCUCCGUCAUGGUGGUGUCCACAAGCUUCUGAAGGAACUUUGCAAACAUAGACUGGUCAGCUAUGAAAGAGGAAAACAUUAUGAUGGCUACAGGCUGACAAAUUCCGGAUAUGACUAUUUGGCUCUGAAAACUCUGACAUCUCGAGGAAUUGUUGCUUCCUUUGGAAACCAGAUAGGAGUCGGAAAAGAGUCAAAUAUUUAUGUGGUUGCAGAUGAAGAGGGUGAAGCCCUUUGUUUAAAGCUACACAGGCUCGGUAGAACAUGUUUCCGCAACAUCAAAGAGAAGCGGGACUAUCAUGCUCACAGAAAUAAGGCAGGGUGGCUUUAUCUGUCCAGAAUAUCAGCAGCUAAAGAGUUUGCUUAUAUGAAGGCUCUACACAAUCGGGACUUUCCUGUUCCUCGACCCAUUGACUGUAACAGACACUGUGUCAUCAUGGAUUUGAUACACGGGGAACCUCUGUCCAGAGUGAGUGAAGUACCAAAUGUUGAAUCCCUCUACGAUGAUUUGAUGGAUUUAAUUGUCAGAUUGGGCAAUUAUGGUGUGAUUCAUGGUGACUUUAAUGAAUUCAACAUUAUGAUUACCGAUGAAGGCAAGCCUGUUAUCAUCGAUUUCCCUCAAAUGGUAUCCACAUGUCACACAAAUGCAAAAGUGUUCUUUGAAAGAGAUGUAAACUGCAUCCGAGAUUUUUUCAAAAGGAGAUUCUCAUAUGAAAGUUCCUUGUAUCCAACUUUCAAAGACAUUUCGAGGGAAGACAUUUUGGAUGCAGAAGUUAGCGCUAGUGGAUUCACAAGACAAAUGGAAAAAGAUCUAUUGGCAGAAAUAGGUUGGAAUGAAGAUAAUGAAGAAGGAACCGCAGAAACUGUUUCAGACAAGGUAGAAAAAGAAGAAGAUAUUGAGAGUCUGAGAGCUGAACUAGAACAGAGUAUGUUAGAAGAUGAGAAAAAAUAUCAUAAAAGUAAAAUAACAACAGAAAAAGAAGAAAGCGUGGAUCAGGAACCUAGUACAAACAAAGCACCAUCAAUUAUUCCGAUUCCGGUUUUGGCUGACUGCAGUUCUGAAGAGAACUUUAGUGAUGCUGACACAGAUGUCCAAAGCGUUCGAAGUGUAUCAACAACAUCCACCAUUCCUCCAGAAAUCAUUCAGGAAAGAGUAAAAAAGGCGUUAGCAAAAAGAAAUCGAAUGGCUUUAAGACAAAGAUGUUUGGCCAAAGGAGAAGCGAGUGCUGUCACAAGAAAUAGGAGGGAGAACCGACACACAAUCAAGGACAGUGCAGGGAUUUGGGGAUUGGAUUAGGUUGUUAACUUUAAGAAAUAUAAGAAAUGUUGUGUUUGUUAAA